GCGUUUCAUCUCUGAUCUCUGACUUUGAUCUAUCGUCGCAUUGUGUUAUAAAAAUCUCCUUGUGUUUAUUCUCAUCUUGUUUUCCUGAUCUCUACCCAAAGAGGUGGCGGCUGUCCGAUUGACGACGGAACGCCUUGACCGUACGUGCUUCCCGUUGCUGUUCCAUCAUCGUUACCCAAAGCAGCGAACUCUAGUCAUCGACUUCUUUUGGGUCUUGGUUCAUCCCUUGUCAUUUAACUCCUGCGUCUCCAUAGAUUUUCAAAAUGUAUCCUCAACAUGGUGCCCCUAUGGCACCCCCCCAAAAACCAGAGACAUUCAUGCUGUCGAACGAGGCACAGCAAAGCCUCCCUCACGACGCGCAAGUUGCACUGCAACAGGUCGAUAAUUUGAAAUACUUUCUCCUAUCCGCGCCCGUGGACUGGCAACCGGAGCAGCUCAUCCGCCGAUUCCUUCUCCCAACGGGGGAUUACAUCUCUUGUGUUCUCUGGAACAACCUUUUCCACGUCUCAGGAACCGAUAUUGUUCGAUGCCUUGCCUUCAGAUUUCAAGCCUUCGGACGCCCUGUGAAGAACUCAAAGAAGUUUGAAGAGGGUAUAUUCUCUGAUCUGCGCAAUCUCAAGGCCGGAACCGAUGCCACACUCGAAGAACCCAAGAGCCCGUUCCUUGAUUUUCUCUACAAGAACAACUGUAUCCGAACCCAGAAAAAACAGAAGGUCUUCUAUUGGUAUAGUGUGCCACAUGACAGACUCUUUCUCGAUGCUCUGGAGCGUGAUUUGAAGCGGGAGAAGAUGGGCCAGGAAGCGACUACGGUCGCCGUCAGCGAACCUGCUUUGUCCUUUGAGUUUGAUUCGUCCCAGUCGUUGUACGAGCAACUCACAAAGGCACAACAAGCAAACUCAUCAUCGUUUGCUGCACACGCAAGUACAACAUAUGGCCAACCCGCAUCCCCAGUCGUUCGGACCGUUGACGCUAUGCCUCCUCCCCAGAUGGCUCCCCAGAUGGCUCCCCCAUCGCUGCCCCUUCUCUCGGACGAAUCGGCCCAUCCCCAACUAUACGCCUCGAUCCCGAUGUCCAACACUCUAGCCCAGAACAUUAUUAAACGCGAAGCGGACUACGGCGCUAUUCAGUACGACCGCAACGGAAUGCCCAUUGCUCGUAUCCACCAGCGCCAUGCCUCCAUGCCCACCUUUGUCGAGUACUCCCCAGCUCCAUCGUUUGUUUCCUCCCAGUAUGAGGACUACAGCAACCGAGGCCUAUCCUUCGAACCGGUUACCCCCCCGCAGCACAGCUCUCACCUCGGUGCAGAACCCGCGUACAUUGCCAAUGAAGACACAGGCCUUUAUACCGCAAUUCCCGAGAUAUCUUCCGGGUCUGCUUUCAACCCUAUGAUGCAACUGCCCCCAUCCAAUCUUGCAAGCGCCCAUUUCCCCACUCCCGCGAGGACCUUCCAUUCCAAUGUGUAUUCGGUGCUAGAAGGUUCCCCAACAUAUAAGCAGCGCCGCCGUCGAUCUUCCAUUCCGCCCGGCACUGCUCAUACUGGUACUCACUCUCCAGCGACCCAGGGGUUUCAGCAGAUUUCCUACGCUGCCCAUAGACCCAGUGAUCUUCGACGAUCAGUUUCUAGCUCGGUUGCUCCGGGCGCAGAGACGGACGACAUGCGCCAUGAGCCGUCCCACCGCCCUUUGCUUGGUGGAUACCAUGCUCCUGCUCUGCCUCAGAAGAAUUUGCUGCAGGAAAUGUCACGUAAUGGCACACCUCUCUCUAGUCUGGAUGAAAGCCUUGAGCAAAGUUCCAUCCCUCUUCCCCAGACCCCGGACAACCUUGCCGCUCUCCCCACCAAUGAAGCUCUAGAAACAGCUGUCCAGAACAGUGUGAGUAGUAAAAGCGACCAGUUUGCUCAUGGCCCCGUUCGGCGCGCCCGAAGUGCCACAAUGAUGGAGCUUGGACCUUAUCCGCAGAAAUCUCAUUCCUGCCCAAUUCCCUCAUGUGGAAGACUGUUCAAGAGAUUAGAACAUUUGAAGCGGUCAGUUGCAGCCACCUAUUUUUAAGGGAUAUCUCAUUGGUCCACACGUGUUGCAGAAUAUGCAGGGCAAUCCAGGUGAUAAUUUCUCUAACCGCCGACUAACACUUCUCUUGCAGGCAUGUGAGGACUCAUACUCAAGAACGCCCGUACCCUUGCCCAUAUUGCAACAAAGCGUUCUCGCGGUCGGACAAUUUAGCACAACAUCGUCGUAUUCAUGAGGCUCAGCCAGACGGUCAGCCUCCCCUCGUCGGACA
Messenger RNA from Aspergillus ochraceoroseus IBT 24754, 2277 nucleotides. RefSeq names its product sexual development transcription factor SteA (gene steA). The transcript has 4 exons. The record is from RefSeq and is a predicted model, not a curated record. Bases 264 to 2048 code for a protein of 594 amino acids. NCBI's taxonomy places the organism in Eukaryota, Fungi, Ascomycota, Eurotiomycetes, Eurotiales, Aspergillaceae. Gene Ontology annotation, cellular component: Ste12p-Dig1p-Dig2p complex; Tec1p-Ste12p-Dig1p complex; nucleus. Gene Ontology annotation, biological process: sexual reproduction; regulation of DNA-templated transcription. Gene Ontology annotation, molecular function: DNA-binding transcription factor activity.